Molecule: messenger RNA, 4675 nt
Organism: Psylliodes chrysocephalus
Lineage: Eukaryota; Metazoa; Arthropoda; Insecta; Coleoptera; Chrysomelidae
Source: the annotation of a GenBank genome assembly
CAAGGACCUCAUACAUACAUCCACACUCUCGCUCUAAUAUGAACUUUCUAAUAUUACUGGUGACAUUUAAAAUGAAUUAUAAAAAAAUGUGAUUUGUUGGUGAUUCGUUAAAUUAAAAUAAAAAUAAAUUAUGUUAAACGAAUAACCGUGUGAUAUAUUAUAACCGAUACAAUCAUGAAAUUGGAGUGGGUGCUUUUUUUCAUAUAUUUCUUUUAUUUCGUCGAAUUUUGUUUGUGUAAUCCCGACGCCAAAAGACUAUAUGAUGAUCUUCUAAGCAAUUAUAAUAGACUAAUUAGACCUGUUAGUAAUAAUACGGAUACGGUACUAGUUAAACUAGGCUUAAGGCUGUCACAGUUGAUCGAAUUGAAUCUUAAGGAUCAAAUUCUCACUACAAACGUGUGGUUAGAACAUGAAUGGCAGGAUCACAAGUUUAUGUGGGACCCUCAAGAAUAUGGAGGCGUCACGGAAUUAUAUGUUCCAUCUGAACAUAUUUGGUUACCAGACAUAGUUCUGUACAAUAAUGCCGACGGAGAAUAUGUAGUAACCACUAUGACGAAAGCGGUGCUAAGGCAUACAGGAAAAGUUUUGUGGACUCCACCGGCCAUUUUCAAAUCGUCCUGCGAAAUUGACGUCAGAUAUUUUCCCUUCGACCAGCAAACCUGCUUUAUGAAGUUUGGAUCUUGGACGUACGAUGGAAAUCAGAUUGAUCUGAAGCAUAUAAAUCAAAAAGUUGGUGAAAAUAAAGUGGAAGUGGGUAUAGACCUAAGGGAAUACUAUCCUAGUGUUGAAUGGGAUAUACUAGGUGUACCCGCUGAGAGACACGAAAAAUACUAUCCAUGCUGUGCGGAACCAUAUCCUGAUAUUUUCUUCAACAUAACGUUAAGAAGGAAAACACUUUUCUACACUGUAAACCUAAUAGUACCAUGUGUUGGUAUUUCGUAUUUAUCAGUGUUGGUAUUUUACUUACCAGCUGAUUCGGGUGAAAAAAUCGCCCUGUGUAUUAAUAUUUUAUUGUCGCAAACUAUGUUUUUCUUGCUGAUAUCAGAAAUCAUUCCUAGUACUUCCCUAGCAUUACCAUUACUAGGAAAAUACAUUCUGUUCACUAUGGUGAUGGUUGCCUUUUCAGUAGUUAUUACCAUAAUAAUUUUAAACGUUCAUUAUCGAAAACCCAGUACCCAUAAAAUGGCACCGUGGGUACGCAGUUUUUUUAUCAAAAGUGUACCAAAAUUGUUAUUAAUGAGGGUACCCAAAGACUUAUUAACAGAGCUAGCGGCUCACAAAAUACCUCAAAAUAGAUUAUCUUUAAAAAAGAGGGAUUUGGACGUUAUGCCUAGUAGCAGGUCGUCUUCGUCAAGCACCUCUAGCAGUUCCAUGAACCGAGCCAGCGGAUGUAAUGGCCUUCAUUCGAGUACUACUACUGCCAGAUUACGAGGAUUUGCUGGAACUCUCAGUGAGCGACUAGGCUAUAAUGGAUUGCCGUCAGUAUUUUCUGGAUUAGACGAAAGUGAUUCUGGUACUAGAAAAAAGUAUCCAUUCGAAUUGGAAAAAGCUAUCCAUAACGUUAUGUUUAUCCAGCAUCAUAUACAAAGGCAGGAUCAGUUUAAUGCUGAAGACCUAGAUUGGGGAUUCGUGGCAAUGGUCUUAGAUCGACUAUUUCUAUGGAUUUUCUUCAUAAUAUCAAUCGGUGGAACAAUUUCCAUCCUAUGUGAGGCACCAGCUUUGUACGAUGACACAAAACCCAUCGAUAUGGAAUUAUCAUCAGUCGCUCAACAACAAUAUUUACCACCAGACUUAGAAAAUGUACAAUAACUGUUAUCUAUUAUGAACUUUUAAUAUUUUUUUCUACAAACGCUAUUAAAAGUAGGCUUUUUAUAUUGUCAACUGAUAUUAAAAAUGGCAAUUUGUUCCGUUAGUGUUAAAACUAAAUUUUGAAGUAUAUUUAAGAUAUUUGUCGAAAUACAAAUAAAAUUCGUUUACAAACUUUAAAUAAUUUAUUUGACAUUUGAGAACGAUAGCAAUAUACAAAAAUACCCGUCAUUUGACAUUUGACAGAUACUUCCGAUGUAUUUCGAGAUAAUUCGAGAUUCUUUGAGGUACUUCGAGAUACUUCAAGGAACUUCAAAUUCUCUAAUUUAUAAGUAAUAUCUAAGAAAACAAUAAGGCCAGGGAAAUGUAUGACGUGUAUAAACUAAUGUUAAUGAUGACAGACACUUAACUCUAACUUAAAAUGUGUGGAAUAGCUAAUAUACAUUGAAACUAGAUAUCACAUUGGGAACUUUGUUAAAUAAAUGUAUGCCUAAAAAUGAUUAUUUAUUUAGAUUUUUAAAGCGAAUACCCUGAAUAUUUUUACAUAUUUGGAUUCUACAGGACAAAAUUAGUAUAGCCAGCUCAGUUCAACCGCGUCGCGUCGCGGCGUCCGAGGAGCACGUGACAUGAAAUAGAACAACACAUUAAAAUGAAUAAUUAUACCGUUGUAUGAAUAUCAUGGAGGUCUAACUCCAUGAUGAAGAUAUUAUCUUCAUACAACGGUUAUAGGUUUGUAUUGGUUCACGUUCUAGAAUUGUUCCAGAACCAUGUGCAGAACUAUUGCGCAUUGGUCCUUAAUUCUGAACAGUUCUGUAACUAUUCCAUUUGUACUCGAAACCAAAACACUGCCAGAACAAUUACGUGUCAAAAGUAAAUUAUAAAUAAAAAAGAAGAAAUAACACAGGGCCAGUGUCUAAGUAAAAAAGAGGCCAUGUGAUAUUGUUACGCAGCACCCUGCAGCGUGCUGCGGUCGUCAUAAGUAAAAGUACGUGUAAAAGAAGAAGGGGGAAUAUUCGAGAAAUGUCAUUCCACAUCAAGAAAAUUCUAGAAAAUUCGAGAAGCUUCUAGAAGUGUCAAGUAAGUGGAUAAUCCUGGACAGGGAUUCUUAUGUGCGUACUCAACACGUAACGAAUUGAAUAGAGAGAGACAAUACAUACGACUCGCAUUCUGUGGAACGAAGAUAAUCGUCACAGGACGUGCCGAAUUGAAAGAUAAGAAUCCCAAUGCUGAAAGUUGAAUUGAAAUAAAUUAAGAUACCAAAAACCUGCGUAACAUUGGUGACAGGGUGGGAUAUAAAAUAACAGUUACUUAAGCAUUCUAUUCAUGGUAAAUAAUACAUCCACGGCGCACGAAACAGAUAGGAAUACUAACACUAAGAUGGUUUUUGAAGAUCGGAGAGGAGAGAAAGAGGUGAGAGGAGGAAAAGGAAAGGCGUAGAAAGAAAAGGAAAGAAGUAGGAAGGAAGAAAAGGAAAAGGAAUGGCGAGAGGAGGAAAAUGAAAGGCGUAGGAAGGAAGAAGAGUAGGAAAAUGAAAGGCGUAGGAAGGAGAAAAAGGAAAGGCGUGUGAAGAAAGAGGAGGACGAAAAAGAAAGGCGUAGGAAAGCUGAGGUAGAAAUUAUGAAUGGCUUGCUGUAAAUUCAAGAAAACCUAAAGCAAGAGAUUGGUCAACUAAACAGUCGAAUAGAUCUCUUAGCACAACAACAAGAGAAUUUAAAACAACAAGAAAGGGGUAGAAUAGAGUUAGAAAGGCAAAUUAGAACUGAAAUAGUUAAAUUGGAAAGAAGAAUUCGUAGCCUAUCUUCAGCAAGCAACAGAGAAACUGCAAACACUACCUCGUCCUCAUUUAUAAUCGAACCAAGCCAUAUCCAAAACCCAGUUUCACAAAGCCAUACUUUUUUGCGUGGGAAAAAUCUUCAAAAGACACCAAAACAUCCGUGUGUCAGGUAGUGUGGGACUUGUAACCACUAAAAAACUUCCAUUUAAACUGCAGUCACGCCCCGGAACCACUUUCGUAUUACUUCAAGGCGGAUGCUUGCUAUUAAAUAUUUCUUGAUUUUUCAUCCUUUUCUCUUUUUCGCAUAAUGGUUACUAUAUAUUCUAUUAUAGUUUACCAGUUCUUUUCACUUUUAGUAAUUUUCUCUAUGAUGUCAUUUUUUGUUAGUUCGACCCCUAUUUUGAUGUCCAUGAUUGCUUUCUCUUCCAGCCACCUGUCACAACUGAAAAUGAUGUGUUCGGCGUCAUUUCGUUCUCCACUACAAUACCGAAAAUCUUCUGAGGGCACCUUGCCGAUGACAUAAAAAUAUUGGUUGAAGUGAAUAGUCUUUUUAAAUAAAAUAUUAAAAUCAUCCCUGCUUUUCCACUAUUUUUGAGUAAUAAAUAAAAACUCACUUAAAUUCGUGAAUAAUACACAAAAUUAAUUGUCUUCCUUUCCAUUUAUUAAAAGUAAUCUAUAUUGUUUAUUUAUAUGCUCUCAACUCUUGACCAUGAUCUUAAGGUAGUUCUUCUUCUUCUAUUCUUUAUUUGAUUUUAUUUUGGGUAAUUUUGGGUAAUUAGGCUAAUUAGGAUUAUUAUUGGCAUUUAUCUUCUUAGGUCCUGAGGUUUUAUCUGUCUGUCUUGGUUCUUUCUCUUUCUUUUUGAGGUUGGUUUAUGGACCAUGUGGUCUGAAAAUUAUAUGGAAUAAUUUCGGAUUUUAUACCACUUAAAAUAGAUAAGUUCCAUCAAACAAUUUGAAAUGUAUCAUAUAAGUAUUGAACUAGAAAAAUCAAGAGUUGAUUUUAGUACACAUCUUGUGGAUUUGUCGAUACUUAUAGGUAUAAAAUAGGGCCCUACCUUAUUCGGUAAGUCAUCCAGAUUUAACCAUGCAUGUAGC